AUGGCUGAAUUGCCGUUGCAGGAGCAGGCCAAUAAAGGGAGUUUGGCUGCAGCUGCGACCACAAAAUAUCCGAAUUACUUGGCAGACCGUGAACUAUGUAGGCGUUUUUUCGAGGAAUUCCGAGAUACGUCUGGCAGUUUGAAGUAUAUGGAGAUGUCAAAAAGUAUAGCUCGUAGAGACUUAAAAAUUUUUAGAGUACACUUAGACGAGAUAGCGUCUCACGGACAGUUGUAUCUUGCUCAGCGGAUACAAAUGAAUGUCAUGGGUUAUUCUGAAGAAAUGUGCCGCGUCAUUGAUGACCUCAUCCCGCAGACGGAGAUAGUAGAAGACAUGAUUGAUUAUCUGUUAAUCGAGGCGAAGGCCGUUGGCCAAUCGUUACCUUUCUUAUUGACAAGGAGAUACGAACUUGUCAUUGUGCCAUUGAGUGGCUAUGCUGAACCGAUUUCUCUGCGACAUUUAAAAGGUAGUUUAAUCGGCACUCUUGUGGUGUUGCGUGGUAUUUGUAUCGCAGCAACUGCGGUUCGACCUAAGCUUUCGAUGCUGGUUUCUGUUUGUGAGGUGUGUGCUGAAACAACCUUUCAACAGGUGAUUGGGGAUCGUCUCACUCCGCUUAUGGUGUGCCAAUCGCAACGUUGCAAACUAAAUAAUACCAUAGGCCGUCUACUUCCUCAAUACAAAGCUAGUAAAUUCACCAAGUACCAGGAGCUUCGGCUUCAGGAGCUUCCACAGGAUGUUCCUCGAGGUGCAAUUCCACGCACUACUCGUGUUAUUUGUGAAGGUGAACAGACACGGAUCGCCUCUCCAGGGCAGGUAGUUAAAAUUACCGGAACAUAUUGUCCUGAUCCUUCUACCGGGCAGGGCCAUGAGGCAUUUAGAGCUUCUACAAUGGUAAAGACGCUAUUUCGUGCCUUGCAUAUUGAACUAGAAAGAAGAACUUACCAGGAGGCGGCAGAGGAUCUUAAAUCGCAGGUAGAGAAUGUGCGGAAUUAUCCAGAUAAGGAGGCUAUAAUUGAAAAACUAACUCGGAGUGUGGCACCUGAAAUUUGGGGGAUGGAAGACGUGAAAAAGGCGUUACUCUGUUUGCUGGUAGGCGGUAGCUCUAUUGCCAAUGACAUCCGUAUCCGAAGUGAUAUCAACAUCUGCUUAAUGGGGGAUCCUGGAGUGGCAAAAAGUCAGCUGUUAAAGUGGAUUGCCUCUGUAGCACCACGUUCUGUUUUCACUACAGGGAAAGGCAGUUCUGGUGUAGGAUUAACAGCCGCGGUAACGAGAGAUAGUCAUACAGGAGAAGUUAUGCUGGAAGGUGGUGCUUUGGUUUUAUCUGACAAGGGCAUAUGCUGCAUUGAUGAGUUUGACAAGAUGGAUGACGCCGACCGAACGGCAUUGCAUGAGGUCAUGGAGCAGCAACUUGUAUCUAUUGCGAAAGCUGGUAUUAUUACUUCGUUAAACGCGAGAGCAUCUAUUUUAGCUGCGUCCAACCCAAAGUAUGGUCGCUGGCGUCGCAACCUCACCCCAAGCGAAAAUGUCAAUCUCCCACCUGCCUUACUUUCUCGUUUUGACAUCUUAUGGCUGUUGUUGGAUGAAUCAAACCGUGAAAGAGAUGCAGAACUCUCUAUGCAUGUGACUCACGUUCAUCUUCAUGGGGUGGCCCCUGGGACAGUGACAGAUAAUGGCUUUGAUGGCUCUUUCUCGGAAUAUUUUGGAAAAGAUUUUUUACGAGCCUACAUUGGUGAGGUUAAGCGAAUUCAUCCUUUUGUUGACAGUGCUGCGGCGAAAGCCAUUAGUGAUAUUUACUGUGAAAUGCGAUCACAAAGUGUGCGUCACAGGAAUGUAGUCACAGCGCGUACGCUGCUUAGUAUCAUUCGUCUCUCUCAGGCGUGUGCUCGUCUUCGGUUUUCAGAGCGUGUUCUUGAGGCGGAUGUUAGAGAGGCUGGGCGGCUGUUGGACUGCAGUAAAAUAUCUUUGCAGGUGCGAGCAGACCCAAAUGGUCGACGUGCGGUGACAACGUCGGAUGCCGCAAUUUUUUCAACGAUUAAGGAGCUGGCUCGUUCUCGGACGACUAUUGACCUGGCGGAGGUGCGCCCAACUCUCAUGAUUAAGGGCGUGGAUGAGGCGCACCUUCAGCGGUGCCUGCACACUUACAUGGAGGUCGGUGUGUGGGAGGUUAACGGAAACGUUAUUGAGUUUUCACAGGAGUGA
Molecule: messenger RNA, 2196 nt
Organism: Trypanosoma rangeli
Lineage: Eukaryota; Euglenozoa; Kinetoplastea; Trypanosomatida; Trypanosomatidae
Product: putative minichromosome maintenance (MCM) complex subunit
Exons: 1
Coding region: 1-2196 (731 amino acids)
Biological process (GO): double-strand break repair via break-induced replication; DNA strand elongation involved in DNA replication; DNA replication
Cellular component (GO): nucleus; MCM complex
Molecular function (GO): ATP binding; single-stranded DNA helicase activity; single-stranded DNA binding
Source: RefSeq, a predicted model, not a curated record